Arachis ipaensis is the source of this 1167-nucleotide messenger RNA. RefSeq lists its product as uncharacterized. NCBI's taxonomy places the organism in Eukaryota, Viridiplantae, Streptophyta, Magnoliopsida, Fabales, Fabaceae. The record is from RefSeq and is a predicted model, not a curated record.
AUGGCCAAACAGAAUGUCGUGUCCCAAAUUUACGGAGACUGGGAAGAUUCGUAUAAUGAGUUUCCACGAUGGGCUUUAGGCUUGCAGAUCAUUAUACCAGGUAGUGUAGUUGUGUUAAAGACGAGUCCUGCUCUAGUUGGUAGGCAAUUGGAUGACUCUACAGCUUAUUUCCAUCGCUUAUUUUGGACAUUCCCACACUGUGUUGAGGAAUUUCAACAUUGCAAGCCGUUGGUCAAUGUGGACGGUACCCACCUGUACGGCAAAUACGAUGGUACACUGCUUAUCGCGAUUGCAGAAGAUGGCAACUCCAACAUCAUCCCUAUUGCUUUUGCACUUGUGGAAGGUGAAAAUACAGAGUCGUGGUCAUUCUUUCUAUCUCACCUUCGGACUCAUGUGACGCCUCAACCGGGGAUACUUGUCAUAUCAGAUAGGCACAACGGGAUAAAGGCUGUGUUGGAGGCUCCUGAUGGGGGAUGGCUUCCGCCUACUGCAUAUAGGGCGUUCUGCAUCCGUCAUGUGGCGGCUAAUUUUGCCCUGACUUUCAAGGGGAAGGAUGCAAGGAGGCUAUUAGUGAAUGCUGCAUAUGCAAAGAAGGAGGUCGAGUUUCAAUACUGGUUUGACAUCCUUCGAAUGUUUGAUCCUGCGAUGCGCGACUGGGCUAAUCGAAUUGAGUAUGCACAUUGGACUCAGCAUUGGGAUGAAGGCCGCAGAUUUGGGCACAUGACUACAAAUAUAUCUGAGUGUGUGAAAUCGAUCCUAAAGGGUGUUAGGAACCUUCCGAUGUGUGCAUUGGUGAAAGCCACAUGGGAGGUUGGCCGAGUUGUUCGUUCGAAAGGGAAAAGAGGCCGAGGCACAGUUAGGGACAACUCAGAGUUUACGGUUGCUGAGACCACUCCGACAGGAAGCUUUUCACUUGGCUCAUACAGAGUAUCCCUCACGGACCAGACAUGUGAUUGUGGCUAUUUCCAAGCACUUCAUUAUCCAUGCCGGCAUGCGUUGGCAUGCUGUGCAUAUGCACGCCUGACGUGGUCCGCCUAUGUGCACGAGGUGUAUUGUCUUAGCUCCGUGUACGAUGUUUAUCGGAUGGGAUUCAUUCCUCCGAUUCCGGAGGAAUUCUGGCCGCCAUAUGAUGGUCCUACCGUCACCUCCACCUCUAUGACCACCUGA